This is a messenger RNA of Strongylus vulgaris, 213 nucleotides long. Lineage: Eukaryota; Metazoa; Nematoda; Chromadorea; Rhabditida; Strongylidae. The record is from the annotation of a GenBank genome assembly.
AUGAACCUUAUCUGGUUCCUUCUUCUCACAAUACUUGGUGGUUGCCUAGCCGAACUCAUAACCUUAAAGGACCCGGUGGAGAAAUUCAAGCAUCUUUGCAUAGUUUACAAAGAUGCCUCGAAAUGCGUAGAAGAUCGAAAAGAGUGUUUCGAUGAGACUGUUUUUGACAUAGCAUUCAGAGGACUUGAUGAGCUGUGCAAUAAGAGGCAAAAA